AGAUUGUAGAGGCGCGGAGCAACGAGAAGGACAGUACAAGUAUUUUCUGAAAGCCGCAUAAUGAGCGUGACCGAUGAUGAAUUCGACUUCAUCGACGAAGCUAUCACAGAUCUUAUCCUGGAACCUUUGGAGGAGGUCCUUCUAGGGAUUUUCCCGAACCUAGUGAACUUAAGGCUAGCUCGAUUAUUUUCAUUCCUAUCAACGUCCUGAGUGACAGAUGGUAAGGACGCUCAAAAGGUGCAGCAAGAUCUGAAAAAAACGUCUACACCGUCCUCGACUCCCGGAAAGAUACGACCGUCUU
Molecule: messenger RNA, 301 nt
Organism: Amoebophrya sp. A25
Lineage: Eukaryota; Dinophyceae; Syndiniales; Amoebophryaceae
Source: the annotation of a GenBank genome assembly